This is a messenger RNA of Scylla paramamosain (green mud crab), 12831 nucleotides long. RefSeq names its product probable helicase with zinc finger domain. The transcript is spliced from 16 exons. The record is from RefSeq and is a predicted model, not a curated record. Lineage: Eukaryota; Metazoa; Arthropoda; Malacostraca; Decapoda; Portunidae. Gene Ontology annotation, molecular function: metal ion binding; helicase activity. The coding region runs from base 674 to 6040 and encodes 1788 amino acids. Gene Ontology annotation, cellular component: cytosol; P granule. Gene Ontology annotation, biological process: regulatory ncRNA-mediated post-transcriptional gene silencing.
ACACGCACGUACUCACGCACGUACACACACACACACACUCCCGCGAGCCAUGUUUGUUUACGUUCUCUGCUCUGCCGAGAGAAGAAGACGUUCUCACUGAUACACUCCUUUCUUCUUCAUGACCCAUUUUCAUGCAGGUAAUCUGUGUGGUGCAGCUGUGCAGAGCUGUGUGCCUGUGAGAGCAGCCGAGGCAGUGGUGAAGGAUGGUUAGGCCUGACCUGUAGUGUGAGCCAAGGAUGAGUGCUGUGCUGCUCUCUGCCACCUUGGGAUCAUUGGGUUCAGCCACCAGCAUGACACCACAGUGUUGGCAGACGGGACAUGGACGAAGCUUAUUAUUGAGAAAGAAAAAGAAAUUUGAAUGGUGUCCUUCACUCCUGGCAACCACUAGCUCUGCGUCUCCCCCAAGAUUGCUGCAUUAUCACCCCAGCCUACGCCUAGCUGAUAUCCACAACCCUAGAAAGUGUUUAGGAAGGGCAUAGACUAACCUGCUUGGUAAAUGUAUUGAUAUUCACCUCUUUGUUAGUGCAGUGCAUUGUGCCAGCCAGGCAUAGAUAUUCGCCACCACCAAGCUUACUGUGUAUGUGUCUGUGUAUUUGUGAAUACUUGUCUGUGCGCCUAUAGUGAUAUAAGUGUUUUUGUCCCUGAAAGUGAAGAGGGAGUUUCCAGUGUAGAAAUGGACAGGGUCAAGAAGAUGCCAUUCCAGGAAACUAAUGAACAAGCCCAAGCUUCCUCCACUUCCUCCUCUUCUCCUCCAGCUUCUUUCAGGCAGAAGGGGAGGAGAAAAAAGAGAGACAAUCCUAAGGACCCUCAGAGAACCACACACAAGCUGCGCAGUCCCAAGUCAGACUCUUCUGAAGGGGACUCCACUACCACUACCACCACUGCCAACAAUUCUGUGGACAGUGAAACCCCAGGCUCCCCUGGCAUCCCAGCCAGUGGCAGGGAGGAGGAAAGAGCAAUGUCAUCCAGUCCAACCCCAGGCGUGCCCCAGAGGCUGCACUGCUCCUAUUGCAAUGUCUACUUCAGCACCAAAGCAGACCUCCAGACCCACUGCCGCAGCCAAGACCACCAGACCACAAUCAUGUCAGAUGAGGGCCGGGACUGGUCUCACCGGCCCCCGCCCAGAGGCCUUGGCGCGGAGGACUAUACCCUGUGCCCUACCUACCGCGCCGCCUACACCUGCCGCAUGGGGGACCAGUGUGUGGAGGCACACAGCGAGGCAGAGCUGGCUGAGUGGCAGGAGCGCUUUGAGUACCGUGCCAUGAAGCUGGAGCGAGCGCGGGAGAAACAACUCCAUGGUGCCUCCUACGCCGACCUCCUGCUGGAGCGCCUCUCCCUUACCCAGCAGCAGGAUGCCCUCAUCACUGAGAAGACGGACAGGAUCAUCAGCCAUCUGAGUCCUGAGCCCAACUUGCGGGUGUCCCAGAAGCCGAGCAGCCACGAGUGGGUCAUCACUCUGCAGCCACCAGCACCGCUGCGGGUGGUGUCUCUCCUGCAUGACGCACACCGCAACCAUUUCACCAUUGCAGAGGUGACCUACCUGGAUGCCCACCGCCACUUGCACUGGUCCUGUGUGCCGGAGAACCCCCAGGAGUGGAGCAGCACUGAGCAGGAUCACCAGGCCACCCCGGACGUCAAGUACAAAGUCACCAUCAGCUUCCGCACAGCCAUCUAUGGCACUUUCCGGCAGGCCGUUGUGUUCGACUAUGGCAGUGAGCCUGUUGCCAUGCAGCGGCUGUGUGUGGAUGUGGUGCCAGUGGAGGACCUGGGGGCACUGGAGGAGACCAAGCGCACCAUCCUCACCCGCAGCGAACGUUGGUGUGAGGAAAAUGUGGACAUCGUGCCCUUUGACAGCAAGCCACAUGAGCUGAGUCCAGAUGACCGGGGCAUCCUGGCUGCCUAUCCUCCCCCAACCAAUGAGAACUUUGUCUUCACCCAGACCUCCAUGGAGCGUUUCCCCACCAAGACCAAUUACAGAAGCAGGAUGCACGACUUGCUCAACAUUGAGGAGCUGGCGCAGUUUGACUUAGUUUCACGUUUCAACAUCAAGACAACACUUCAAAUCACCAGUGGCUACAUGCUCCUGCCUUCCACUGUCUCCACUGCUAAAUACUCAAGGCCCGGCGAGCUCUUCGGCAAGCUGGAGCUUUCCUCAGAGAUAUCAGAGGACUCUCACCAUGGUCGCUUGGUUUUAUCAAACUGCAACUCCAUGCUGGUGGCCUCAACUAACACACCAUCAUCUGAUUCAGAGAGAGGUCCAGGUGGGGAGUCUUCAAAGCCUCGAAGAUGCAUCUAUGAGGUUCUCAUUGAGGACAAAACCAAGAAAGAGAUCUACCUUAGGUUCUCGGAGCAGUCUGUGGCUGCCCUCAACCUCACAGAGGACGAGGAGGCCACCGUGGAGGUGCAGUUCCAGCUGAACCGCUUGCCGCUCUGUGAGAUGCAUGCUGCCCUGGACCGCCUGCCUUCCCUCGACAUGAUCUUCCCGGAUGUGACAAUGGAACCAACCAUUCCUUGGAGUCCCAUCAAGCAAUGGGGAGAGACGCUGGAUGCAAAGCUGAAUCCCAAACAGAAGGAGGCUUUGGUUGCCAUCACAGCUCCUUAUGGCCUCAUCUUGCCUCCAAUACUCAUCAUUGGACCAUAUGGGACAGGCAAGACUCACACUCUGGCACAAGGCAUCAAGCAGAUCCUUCGACAGCCUGAGACUCGUAUCCUCAUCUGCACUCACUCCAACAGUGCUGCUGACCUGUACAUCAAGGACUACCUCCACCCAUAUGUCAAGGCAGGACAUGAGGAGGCCCGCCCUCUCAGGAUAUACUACCGCAACCGUUGGGUGACCACAGUGCAUCCAGACGUGCAAGAGUACUGCCUGAUAGAAACUGAUGUCAAUGUGAGGCGAUUUGUAACUCCAACUGAAGAACAGAUUUUAGCUCACCGGGUCAUCGUGGCAACGCUCAACACAUCCCGCAUCAUUGCCUCCCUCAAGCUGGAGAAAGGAGUGUUCACCCAUAUCCUUAUAGAUGAAGCAGCACAGGCCAUGGAGUGUGAGACCUUGAUGCCGCUGGCCCUGGCCAAGCCUGACACCCGUCUGGUGCUGGCAGGGGACUACAUGCAGCUCAGUCCAGAGGUUUUCUCCCCAUUCUGUGAAGAGCGAGGCCUCGGCACCUCCCUGCUGGAGCGCCUCUAUGACCUGUACCCUGCUGACUCUCCCUGCAAAAUCAUGUUGGUGGAAAACUACCGCUCACACUCUGCCAUCAUCAAGUACACAUCGGAUCUGUUCUACGAGGGCCGUCUGGUGGCCAGCGGCAAGCAGAUGGCCCACCCCAAGUUCUAUCCCCUCACCUUCUUCACAGCAAGGGGGGAAGACUUCCAGGAUCCAAGUUCAACAGCUUUUCACAAUAAUUCUGAGGUGUAUGAGGUUUGUGAACAGGUGGGUGAGAUCAUCAAUUACUGGCCCAAGUCAGAGUGGGGCCCAGUGGGGGAGAACUCCAUUGGUGUGGUGACACCUUAUGCUGACCAGAUGGUGCGGAUCAGGGCUGAGCUGAGGAAGCGGAAGCUGUACAAGAUCAGUGUGGAGAGAGUCCUCAAUGUCCAGGGCAAGCAGUUUCGUGUGAUCAUUCUCUCCACGGUGCGCACUCGCCACACCUGCAAGACUGGGGAUGAGGGGCUGGACUUUGGCUUUCUGUCCAAUGCUAAGCUGCUCACCACCGCCAUCACACGGGCACAGAGUCUGGUGGCAGUGGUGGGGGAUCCUGUCUCCCUCUGUUCUGUUGGGAAGUGCCGAAAACUGUGGGAGCGGUUCCUGCAACUGUGUUCUGAGGCAGGCUCCCUGUAUGGCAUCACCUGGUCAGCACUGCGGGCACAGCUGGAUGGUGUGGAGCUCAAGAAAACCUAUGGGCUCAACCCCUUGGCACCUGAGUUUGUCCCCAGAUACUUCUACUACCCUUCCUUGCCACCCUUGUCCAUAGUACCUGCCGUGCCUCCCUACAUCAAUAUCUUGCCCCCAUACAGUCCCUACAUUCCUGCCAACUACCCAGUGCACCCCAUGGUGGGUCCUCAGGCUCUGCCUUAUGUUCCUCAUGGGUCCCCAUUAGCCCCACAUUGGUCACCCACGCCCUAUGGACCACUACCCAAGCAUCAGAUUGUACGGCCUGCCCCAGCCCGGCUAGGCCAGCCCCUCAUUGCUGCAUCCCAUCCCCUGCGUCAGGUUGUUGCAACAACAGCACCUCCAGGACCUUUCCUUGAGGCUUCAGGGUAUGGAUACUCUCUGCCCCACGGAGUAAUGCCCAUGUACCCCUACCAGUCUGGUGGGGGCCCCCAGCACCGCCUGCCUGUGGUGCGACGGCCAACAGAUCUAGACUCUGUUGGUCGUAAUCUGUUCAUGACGGCCCUACCUGCACACUAUCAUCACCUCAAGCAGGCUGGGCCGCCCUCUAACCUGCUGGGCCCUCAGUCUAAUUUGCGGGGACCACGCUUCCCAAAUGCCCUGCAGCUGCCGCCUGCCCAGCGACAGAUGCGGUUGCCCACACAUACUGAGGGGGAGAAGACCUUCCAGUUCCUCAACAACGUGCACUUCCCAGAGCGCCAGAUGACCCCCAACCCCUCACCACUCAUCCGUUUGCCUCAGUCCCAUGUUGAGAGCGAGUCACCAAUGUCAACGCAGUCCUGGGAGAGUUCUCAUUCAAGUGGUAAUGAUGGAGGACCAGGUGGGCGAGUCCACGGCCCCCCUGCCCCUCCCUCCCCCGCCACACCCUCACACUUGUCCACCAACCUGCCUGACCCUCAUCCACACCACCUCCACACCUCCCAUCCCCACCUGCAUUCUCACCCACCUCCCCAUCCUCUUCACCAGCCCCAUCCCCAUCCUCAUCCUCACCCCCAUCCCCCUCACCAACCCCAUCUGCAACACCAGCCCCAUCCACUACCCCAACCACAUCCUCAUCCACACCCCCACCCUCAUCCCCAUCCUCAUCACCCUCAAAUGCCACUACACCGUGACCUAGCUCCUACCAUGCUCCCUCCCCACCUCCAGCACCAGCAUCUCCCUGCCCCCCAACAGCCUGUCCCCCAAAGGUCCCAAUCGCAGUCCAAUGGGCGGUUGGGGCGGGAGGAUCAUGCCCCAGACAUUCCUGAUGUGGUGCGUGCCAUUGAUGAGCUCAUAGGCGACCUACCGCCCAGCAAGCCAACGUCCUGGGUUCCAUUUGAGUCCGAUACCCCAGAGAGCAGAGGUGAGGCAAGGGUGAGUAGCCCCCCAAUUGACUCAUGGCUCAAUAGUAUGUCUGUCAGGCCAUCCCCUCGGCUGGCUCCCCCUCCCAUCAGCCCCUGGUCCACAUCCUCCCCCUCCCCUGCGGCUAAGAUUGAUGUCGGCAAAAUGGUGACAGUGCAGGAGCUGGAGGCGUCCCUGCACAGCCGCCAGCAGAACCAUGUCUCUGGUCUCACUCCGCCUGUGCUCUCCCGUGCCCCUGGAGGACCUCUGGGAAAUUCCAGAGAUCUUGAGAGAGUCUUGGGGGUUUCUAGAGAUUCCGAAAGAUUGCCAGGAGAGACAGAUAAUUCUCAAGUGAAGGGACCUGGUACUGGCGUCCCUCCCCCACCUGGAUUUGGUGGGUUUAAUUCCCUAGUAGAUACAGUGUCUCGUUUGGACCUUGCUGACUCUGUCCCAGGAUACCGAACCCCAAGUUUACCUCUUUAUCUGAGACGUGGCAGCAAGGAGACUUCCAGCCGAAAUAUGUCAUCAGUUGGUGAGCCAGCUGAUCGUGCCAUGUGGUCUCUUGGGACUGAGAACCUCCGCAUGUCCACUUCCACUCAUGGAGAGCUUGGUUUGAAGAACAUGGCACACUCCAUAGAUAACCUUGGCCUCACUGGGCCCCUUGGGCUGGAUAGAAGAGACAGCAAGACAUAUGCUGGUGUGCUGCGCUCCUCCCUCCAGACGCCUGCCGCUGGUGUAGAGGUCAGCAAAUGUGAGGAGUCUGUGUUUUCCCAAAAAGAAUUGGGUAACAAGAAGGUACAUCCUGGGAACAGCCCUCUGUAUCAGUACUUCCCUUAAUGAAGAUUCCUUAUACUAUACCGGAAACUCACAAUUGUGGUUCCAUUUCAAGUUUAUAUGCAUUUUUCUUUAUCAGUUAGGGAUAAAAAUGUGUGUUAAUCCAAGUCACGUAUCUUGAAGUAAUCAUGUAGGAGGCACCAGGACCUGCAAGGCUUGCCAUUUUGUUUCCUCUGAGUUGUCACCAAGAAACUAUUUGUAUUGAAUUUGAUGCAGGUUGAAGAAGCAUUUCCUUGGUCUGUUUUGAACCAUAAUUUGUGGGAGUACUGAUAUAGUAAACAUUAUAUAUGUAUAGUUCCAAAACAAUUUUCCUCAUGUUGUAAGCAUUUGCUAUAUCUAAAAUGCAUGCCAAUCUAGUUUAUAGUGGAAGUAGCCUUGUCCAUACAGAAAGUCAACAUUUUGUCUAUAGCGAGGUAAUUAGGCUGGAUUUUAUUAUAUAACAAAAAGUAAAAAAAAAAGUUACACAAAUUAAGAAAACAUUUCUGUAAGUUUAGGUGAAAUGAUAACAGUGUGUCCAAGUACCAUUGUGUUGUCUGUGGCUUGUCAUCUUUGCCACAGUCUGUCAGUGAGUGCUUGAAUGUGUGUCUGAGUGUGUGUCCAUUACCAUCUCCAUGUCUCUCGUGAUGUUGAGUGAACAUGGUGGUGAAACAUCUUGGUAUGUUGCAGUUUUAGUACAGUGCUAAACAGCUGCACUGACACCCAACUGUUGUACCUGAACACUCCCCUCCUCUUUAGCCAAUUGGGCCUUUUUAUAUUAUUUUUAUUCCUACUUUUUCCCCAUCUCCAUCAAGGAGCAUUUCAAACAGCUGUAGUCAGUGUCAUUCAGUUGAAUAUGAAACAAACACUGACCACUGCUAAACUUGUGGCUGUGUUUUGUUUUCUCAUCUGGAUCAUCUUUCCAAAAAGGAAAAAGGAAGCUAUUUGUUGUAAAGCUCUCAGUUGACAAGAUUUAGGAAGCAUUCAUUGCUCUUGAUCUGCUCCUGAGUGACAGACUGAUAGUCAAACAAAGUCCACAGCUUCUAGUGAUGAUGAAAACUUUUUAUUUUACAUAUACCAUUUUUUUUUCUUUAUGCCUGAAUGAUUCUUGUCCAAGCAUGAAGUGAAUGUUUGUGACUAGAUACACAUUUAAGUGGUUAUAUUCCUACAAAAAGCAAAUGAAAAUGCCAAGUGUGGACUCAGUGUUUGUAGAUGUAGUGCUGGGAACCAUCCAGUCUGUGCUCGUAACAAAGUGUGAACUUUAUGUUUACAUUUUUUGGGGUGAAAUUAAGCCACAUUAUUUGAAUAACUCUCGUACUACUUUUAAUUUCUCUUUACAUUUUUAUUUUUUGUUAUUAUUAUUAUUAUUAUUAUUAUUAUUAUUAUUAAUAUUAUUAUUAUUAUUAUUAUUAUUAUUAUUAUUAUUAUUAUUAUUAUUAUUAUUAUUAUUAUUAUUAUUAUUAUUAUUAAUGCUGUUACUAUUGGAAUUAUUACUUCAAAUAUUUACAUUGGGGAUGUUGGUUUGGUAGGAAGACAGAUAGCUGAUGAAAAUUAUCAUUAUCAUGAUCAUUAUUACUAUAUUAUUUUUUCUUUACAGUCAUUCAUUAUUAAUUUUCUUUUUUGUUUUUAUUAUUGCAUUAUCAUUAACAGUCCUCAUAGAAAUUUGGUCUCAUCUGAUUUUCUUUCUUUCUUUUUUUUAUUUAGUUUGAUUUAUUUUUUGUAGCAGGCAAGAUUUUUUUCUCUGUAUCUGGACAGAGAAUUUUUUUACAAAUACAAAAUUGUGUGAGUGGCACAGUUGAGCUAACUCUGGUAUAAAAACAAAAAAAACAAAAGAAAAGAAAAAAUACAAAAAUAAAUAAAAAAUCAAAUACAAAAUUAUUGGUAGGAAAUAGUUCUUAUUUAGUGGGAAGUAAUGUUCAGUUUUCACACCAUUCGGGUGUGAGGACUCUCCCUCGCCUCUCCCUGGCAGGUUGUUUGUGUGGUAGAGUAGCAGCAUGUCACCCUGAAGCAUCCUGUCACCUUGCUGCAACAAUAACUGUACAAACUCAUCAAGUCUAGCUAGAUCUUUGCUUCUUGGUCAUGCAGUUCUCUUACUUUAUUGUGUAAUUUAGAAUGUAUUUUCUCAUCCCCAAGAUUGAUCUUUCCCACAUGUACAUACAACAAAGAAUUUUGUUUUAGUUUUCUGCUUUCGAUCCACAUUUUAUCAUAUAGAAAAGAAAGUUUUGAUUGAGAACUUCAUGUAAAAUAACAAAUCAAUAAUAAGCUACAUUGCAACUUACAUUGAAGUUAUUGUGAACAUGAUACACACACACACACACACACACACACACACACACACACACACACACACACACACACACACACACACACACACACACACACACACACAACACACACACACACACACACACACACACACACUUAUUCACAGUUGGUGAAAAUUUAAAGUAUUAAGUAUAUAUGUGUUGAUUAUAUGUGGGAAAGACGACAUGAGUGGUGUGGAGAUGGACUGAGGAAAUGUAAACAAUUGUACUUGUGCAUUUCAAAAAUCUUCACAUCAUCAUGCAGUCAGUCAGUCAGUCAGUCAGUCAGUCAUUUGUUGAAGACAAGCACAAAAACUCAUUUUCAUUGGCCUUACAUUAUAAUAGCUGGAGAGUAUUAUGUUUACCAUGUGUUCUUGAAGCAAUCGUUUUUGCAGUGUUUUGAAAAUUGUAAUUUUGGUCCAGUGAAUUAGUUUGCACUCAAGCUUUUAUUUAAGGAUUAUUUAAGUAAUAAUUAAACACUUUAACCUCAAGUAUACUGAAAGUAUUAAAGUUACAUUUUUAUGUUAUUAAAAAAAAGGCAAAUGUGUCCAAAGUGGAAUUAUUGCAUGUCAGCCAUCAGGUUGGCACAGUAAUAAUAUGCUUUGUGUAUUUCUAAACUGAGUUAUUCAAGGGAUGCAAAUUUGCUGUGAUUUAAUUUGAGAGGAGCUCUUGGUUUGUUUGAUUGAUGAGGCAGUGCCACUAAUGUUAUGGCCCUGUAGUCUGAUGAUGUGUGAGUGGUAAGGCAGUGCCAUUUGUGUUAUGGCCCUGUGGUCUUAUGGUAUGUGAGUGUUGAGGCAGUUCCAUCAACAUUAUGGCCCUCUGGUUUGAUGAUGUGUGAGUGGUAAGGCAGUGCCAUUUGUGUUAUGGCCCUGUGGUCUUACAGUAUGUGAGUGUUGAGGCAGUGCCAUCAAUGUUAUGGCCCUGUGAUCUGAUGAUGUUUGAGUGGUAAGGCAGUGCCAUCAGUGUUAUGGUCCUGUGGUCUGAUGAUGUGUGAAUAGUGAGGCAGUGCAAUCAAUGUUAUUGCCCCUGUGGUCUGAUGAUGUGUGAGUGGUGAGGUAGUGCCAUCAAUGUUAUGGUCCUGUGGUCUGAUAAGUUUGAGUGGCAAGGCAGUGCCAUCAAAGUUAUGGCCUUGUGGUCUAAGUUUGAGUGAUGAGGCAGUGCCAUCAAUGUUGUGGUCCUGUGGUCUGAUAAGUUUGAGUGGCAAGGCAGUGCCAUCAAUCCUAUGGCCUUGUGGGCUGAUAAGUUUGAGUGGCAAGGCAGUGCCAUCAAUGCUAUGGCCUUGUAGUCAGAUGGACGCCAAGUGGCGGAGUCAUUUCAGGCUCUUCUUUUCAGUUCAUGGAAUUUGGUGAUGAUUUUUUUUUUUUUUCUCACGUAACAAGUACUGAACACUAAUUGAAAUAGGAAUAGAUGUUGGUAUAUAGACUUUCUUGAUCCCCUUUAAUGCACUUAAUCAUCUAUAUUACUAGUAAUGCUAGAUCUUUUUGUCAAUCUCUGUCUGUUAUCACAUAUUCAUAGCAAGAAGGUUGAAAACCAUUCACUGUGAAAUGGUCAUGAAUCUAUUCAUAGAAGUCAUGAAUUUACCAAAAUUCUGACUAUCAAAAAUUAUAAAAGUGAAAAAAAAAAAUUGCUUCCAGGGGCAUUGUAUGUCUGACAUGCUGGUGGUUUCCUGGGUCAUGCCUAUCUUGCUCAGAACUAGAUGUUUUCUGUGAGCAGCACAUUUAGUGUUAUUUUCUGUCUGCUCAUUGUGUGCAGCAUUGGUGCUUGUGGGUUGCUUAUACGAUCAUCAAAUUGUUCAAGAGUUGUGACCCUAGAGUGGCCCAAGAGCCAUUGGUUGCCUCGUUGGGGCUCCUGCUGUCAUCAUUCAGAUUUUGGUCUUUGCCAAACUCCAGAUGAUAGUUAGCAAAGUAAUGAUUCUGUAAAGCAACACAUAAGUGCAGUGUUAUUGCAAACAAAACCUCCAUAACUAACACUUGUCACUCUUACAAGGUCAUUCUCAGUUGUGUAUCACCAGUUGUUCUCAGUGUCAGUGAUGCAGCAGACCAGGCUCUUUGUAUGGCCUGUUGUAAGGUGAAAGCCUUGCCAUAUGUAGUACUAUACUGUACUUCUCCUGCUGAGGGAUAGCAAAGUAUCAUAUAUCAACACGUGUGUGUGUUGUUAUGUGAUUUAUUUUAUAUUUUAUACAUACUUGAAUAUGUUUUUUCUUUCAGGGUGUAAAGUUGACCAGUUAUGGUCAGUAGUAACAAUCACACACACACACACACACACACACACACACACACACACACACACACACACACACAGGAUGGCAUGAUAGUUGACCUACAUUUCCUGUAGGACCACACACACAGGAGUACUAACUUUUCAUUCCUGUAAAGUCCAAGGACACAAUUCCUGGGCUUACAUCCUGUAUCCAUUCUUUGCCUGGUGAACAACAGUACUUGUGGUGUGAAAAGAGACCAGUAUGUCUCCACCUGGCUUAAGAUGCAAACCUUGGUCCUCUUAGCUGUGAACCGAAAAUUAAAUACGUACACUGGGCAUGUGUAAAUAGAUAGAUUGAUGGAAUAAUGGAUGGAUAUGGAUGUUGAGGUCCGUUUAUUAAUUAGGUUGAGAAAGUAGUGAGAGGAAAGAUCUGGAAUGGUGGAGUAGAGAUGAGCAUAGGUAAUGAAUGCUAAAUGUACUCUGUUUCCAGGUCACAAUUUUGUUAGCAGAGAUUGAAAAUGGGUCUUAGAAUUUUUUUUUUUUUGGGGGGGGGUGUAUUAGUACAUGUAAGAGGAGAAAUGUAAAUUAAUAUGGAUAAUAGUACAAAAUGUUUCUUAAGGAAAUAAGUCAAGUAAUUGAUUUUGUAGAUCCAUAAUUAAGAACUUUAUGCUAGAAGCACUAAAUAGCAGUGUAUGAGAUUAGGUAUAAUUUCUCCAGCUUGUGCAAGAAUGGAGACAUGGAGGAGGAGAUGAAAGGGAAAACUUUGCUGGCUUGCUACGUCUGGUAACAGAGAUGAAGUGAGUAGUGGAAAGUUGGAGUGAAGCACAUCACACUUAUAGUGUCUGAUCACUUAAUAUAUUAUGCAAGAUAAGGAUAUGAAGGUAAUGAGAAGGGUAUGUACAAGAGUAGCAUAGAGGCUGAAGACAGAAUAGGUAAGACAGCAUACUGAAGAAGCAGAUUAGAAUAGCGAAAUGUAAAGACAGAGGAAGUGAGGUAGUGGGAAGAUCAAAGUGCCAAAAUUAGGUGUGUGGAUUAGAACAAGUAGUGAUUUCUCUGGUGUGGCUACUCUCUCCACAAGUAAGUGCACACACACACACACACACACACACACACACACACACACACACACACACACACACACACACACACACACACACACACACACACACACACACACACACACACACACACACACACACACAUAUAAAAAGAAAAAAUCUAUUACAAAAAUUAUACUGAAAAUCUUGAAUAAAAAUGUAAAAAAAAAAAAUGUAUGUAAGGAUAGGAGAUGAGUGUGUGCAUGUAUAUGUAUGUAUGUAUAUAUGUAUGUUAUUCAUUCAUGAUUGUCAGCUGUUCCCCCUUUGGAAAGAGCUCAGAGCUCAUAGCAACUGAUCUUUGGGUAGGACUGAGACCACUCACACGCCACACACCGGGACAAGGUCACAACCCCUCAGCUUACAUCCCAUACCUGCCUGCUGGUGGUGAACAGGGGCCUAACAUUAAGAGGCUUGCUCAUCUGCCUCACUGUGCCCGGGACUCAAGCUUGAGCCUUCUUGGUUGUGAGUCGAGCAUACUGACCACUACAUUAUGUGGUGUGUGUGUGUGUGUGUGUGUGUGUGUGUGUGUGUGUGUGUGUGUCUGAUGUGUGUAUCAGGGUUGUACAAAAAGCUGAAAUUAGUUGGGAAAAAAAGCUCACCUAAUGGGUUCAUACUUAAUCUCCCAGGUGCUGGAAAUACUUUUGGAAGUCUUGUUUUGAAGUGGUUACCAUCUGCACUUUAGCCUUCUAUGAUAUCCAUUUUGGCUGUCACAUCAGAAUCCUAUCAAUGGCAUCUCUGGCUCGGGGAACAGCCAGAAACCAGGAGCUGUGUCUGUAGUGUAGGGAGCCUGGUGACUGUCAAGAAUUGCACUCUUGGCCAGGAAGUUGUGGAUCAGUUGUGAAGAAAGGGCCAGAGUACCAUCAUGAUGGAGUGGAUGUGACCUCCACAUAGGUACUCUUUGAACAAACUUCACAUGUGCGAGGCUGAUGUGUGUGUGUGUGUGUGUGUGUGUGUGUGUGUGUGUGUGUGUGUGUGUGUGUGUGGGUGGGUGCACGACCAACUUAUGCCAUCCAUGAAACUGGUUGGCAUAAUGUUGAGAUGUCAUGUGUAGGUGUGACUGUGUGUAGCAUAAGUAUCAGACUGACGUGUAUGUGUGAGACGAGACUGACACAUGCAUCAUCAGGCUGACUUGUGUAGUAUUAGGGUGUGUGUGUGUGUGUGUGUGUGUGUGUGUGUGUGUGUGUGUGUGUGUGUGUGUGUGUGUGUGUGUGUGUGUGUG